AUGUCUCUCUUCGUUCUUGCAGAGACGCCUGCAGGCUAUGGCCUGUUGAAGGCGAGCGACAAGAAGAUGCUCAAGAAUGCCGAUCUUGCGGCUGAGCUGGGAAAGCCAGAGCGCUUGAUUGAGAUGCUGAAGCUCAAGAAGUUCGUCAAGUUCGACAGUGCCGCCAUGGCUCUUGAAGAAGCCGCCGCCGUUAGCCAGGGUCAAAUCCCUCCUCUGUUGACCUCGCUCUUGGAAGAUCUGCAGGCUGAGAAGAAGGCUUCCUUGGCCGUUGCCGAUUUGAAGCUGGGCACGGCCAUUUCCAACCUGCCUGGCCUCAAUGUCACUCCUGUGGCUGGCUCCGACACAAUGGACCUUUUCCGUGCCGUUCGCGAACACGUUUCGUCCCUUAUUCCUGGUCUCGACCAAGACGUCCUUGACCGCAUGACCCUUGGUCUUUCGCACUCAAUGUCCCGACACAAGCUCAAGUUCUCGGCCGACAAGGUUGAUUCGAUGAUUAUCCAGGCCAUCAAGAUGCUCGACGAUAUUGAUAAGGAGCUCAACGUGUACGCUAUGAGAACAAAGGAAUGGUACGGAUGGCACUUCCCCGAGAUGGCCAAGACCCUCAAUGACAACUUGGCCUAUGCUCGUGUCGUUCGAUCCGUCGGCAUGCGAGACAACUUCAAGGAUGCCGACCUUUCUGAUAUCCUUCCCGAGGAUGUCGAGGCCUCUUUGAAGGCGUCUGCUGAACUUUCUAUGGGUGUGGAGAUCACUGAGGAUGAUUUGAAGAACGCCGUUGAGCUCGCGGACCAGGUUAUUAAGUUUACCGAGUACCGAGCUCAGCUCACAUCUUACCUGGAAAGCCGAAUGCGCGCCAUUGCUCCCAACCUGACUGCUCUUGUUGGCUACCUCGUUGGCGCCAGACUCAUCUCUCACGCCGGUUCCGUCCUCAGCCUGGCCAAGGCCCCCGGUUCCACCAUCCAGAUUCUCGGUGCCGAGAAGGCUCUCUUCCGAGCUCUCAAGACGAAGAAGGAUACCCCCAAGUACGGUAUCAUGUACCACUCUUCCCUCGUCGGCCAGGCCACUGGCAAGAACAAGGGUAAGAUUGCCCGUAUGCUGUCUGCCAAGGUUGCCCUCGGUCUCCGUGUGGACGCCCUCGGCGAUGACGAGGAGGAGGACGAUGAGCAGCGUGCUGCCCUUGGUCUCACCAACCGAAUCAAGCUUGAGAACUACCUCCGCAGACUCGAAGGCAAGGCUGCCCUGCCCAAGGGCACCAACGUCACUCCUUCUGGAGAAAUUGUUUCUGCUGGACAGUUCAGCCUGAAGGAGACUGGCCGAUAUGCUGUUGAUGCCGACGGUGUGGUCGACCAUGACAUGGCCGACGCAGAUGCCGAGCUCGCCCCCAAGAGCAAGAAGUCCAAGAAGCCCAGAAUCGAGGUCGUAGAGGAGAAGGACGUCGAUAUGGAAGACGCCCCUGAAGACUCCGAUGACGACUCCGAUGAGGCCUCAGUCAAGAAGCUCUCAGAAAAGGAGUACGAGCGCCUGGCCGAUCUCUCUGGCAUCUCCGUCAAGAAGUUCAAGCGAAAGUACGAGCGCGGUGACAUCCAGCUCGGCAAAGAUGGCAACCCCCAAGUCCUCAGCAAGAAGGAGCUCAAGAAGCUGCGCAAGGCUGAGAACGACGAGGAGCCCGCUGAACCUUCACCAGAGAAGAAGAAGAAGCGAAAGGCCGAAGACGGUGAGACUGAGUCCAAGAAGGACAAGAAGUCCAAGAAGAAGCGUGAAUCUCUCGGUGCUUAGAGUGCUUCGAAGAAACGCCGACUCAAUUGAACAAUAUGCAUAUGUGUGCAUACAUACAAACAUACAUUUACAUAUAUGUACAACAUCACUAGAGAAGCGGCAACAUCUAUCGAAGACAUAUGGGACAAAAAAUCUAAGACAACGAAAAAAAAAAAUCUAGAGAGGGAAAGCAUUACAAAAAAAAAGCGCAAUAAUUUCUUCCGCUAUCUCUGCGAAGUAGGUCACCACACAAAAGGGUUAAGGACCCGCAUCGGCUUGGAUGGGCUCAUGAUACCGAUGAGGUGGUCAUGUAGAUAUGUGAUACCUGAGAUUUCUUUUUUUAUGAGAGGCUUCCGGGCUAUCUGUCACUGUUAAUAUGGCUGGCGUUGGGGGAGGGAAACAAAUCUUUUCUGGCACAGGCGUGGUUUGGUCUUUGUUUGCUACAACUGUCUGUUGUUUAAAUUUCUUUUAUUUUCUUUUUAUUUAAACUAAGCUGUCGCCAUGGGCGUCUAGCAGAAGGGAGGAACCGAAAGAAAGGCAUGGAAGUGACAUUCAUUUCCAGGAACGUACUAUCUAGUUCUUCAAUCAAAAAAUAUUAUUGAUC
Messenger RNA from Trichoderma atroviride IMI 206040, 2356 nucleotides. RefSeq lists its product as uncharacterized. Gene Ontology annotation, cellular component: box C/D methylation guide snoRNP complex; small-subunit processome. Gene Ontology annotation, molecular function: snoRNA binding. The record is from RefSeq and is a predicted model, not a curated record. Lineage: Eukaryota; Fungi; Ascomycota; Sordariomycetes; Hypocreales; Hypocreaceae.